Molecule: messenger RNA, 533 nt
Organism: Trematomus bernacchii (emerald rockcod)
Lineage: Eukaryota; Metazoa; Chordata; Actinopteri; Perciformes; Nototheniidae
Product: high choriolytic enzyme 1-like
Exons: 5
Coding region: 1-429 (142 amino acids)
Biological process (GO): proteolysis
Molecular function (GO): metalloendopeptidase activity; zinc ion binding
Source: RefSeq, a predicted model, not a curated record
AUGGAAACUCUUCUCAUACAAUGUGGUCCCACCUCUCAUGAGAGCUGCUACUCGUACGUGGGGCGUCGGGGCUACUCCCAGACGGUGUCUCUGGACCGGCAGGGCUGCCUGUAUCACAGCACGGUUCAACACGAGCUGCUGCACGCGCUCGGGUUCAACCACGAGCAGUGCCGCUCCGACAGAGACCAGCACAUCCGCAUCAUCCUGUGGGAGAACAUCCAGUCCGGUUGGGCGUACGCCUUCGACAAGAUAAACACGCUGAACCUGAACACACCAUACGACUACAACUCCGUCAUGCAGUACCACAGGUAUGCCUUCAGCGGGAACAAUAUGCCCACCAUGGUGCCGAUCCCCAACGUAGAGUUCGGCACGGCCAAUCAGAUGAGCAGGAACGACAUCAGCAGACUGAACACGCUGUACAAAUGUUGAAAGGUGGUGAAGAAACCCUGAGGACAUGGGGCCAAUUUACACAUCAAACCUGCUCUUUAUAGCACAGUCUGAGAAAGUGUGUUGAUAAUAAAUCUUCAAUCAUG